Messenger RNA from Effrenium voratum, 2064 nucleotides. NCBI's taxonomy places the organism in Eukaryota, Dinophyceae, Suessiales, Symbiodiniaceae. The record is from the annotation of a GenBank genome assembly.
AUGUUGGGCAGAGACCUGUGUGCGCCGUCCGCCGCCCACGGUGUUUGCGAGAUGUCAAGCAAGGAGCUUUUGCUGUGGGCAAGGCUUGAGUGCUCGCGCAACUCCGCACGUUCCGCGCAGAUCUCGAUCUUCCAAUCUUACCGCUGGCCUUUGCGCCUUGGGUUCCUGUGGUCUGCUCGCAUGGCACGUGACCGCGCCAUCCCCUCGGACAAGAAGAAGGAUCGCUGGAAUGACUUCAAGCCACGCCCCGUGGAAUAUGCCGUGGUGGGUAGCUUCUUCGCCUUGCUUGCUUCGACGUUCCUGAUCGUCCACCGCAUCCGCGGAGAAAAGCGUUUGGAGGGGCUGCGGCGUGAGGAAGCCGGAGACACCACCCGCCUGGAGUUCUUCGAGUUCACGCGGCCGAAGCCCCAUGCGACGCGGCCCCCGCCUGAAGGCUUCUUUCACUCGGACCACCUGCCGCCUCCGCCGGUGGGCACUUUCCAGCCUUCCUACAACCUCACCCGAUCUACCAUCUACAACUCUCUGAAGUUGUCUUUUCCAUGGCACUCCGUGAAGCUGGGCUGCCUCGUGGGCUCAGCAUCGGGCGCCCUGUGGUGUUUCUACUACAUGGCAAAGCAGCGCCGCUGGCUGAAGCAGGAGUUUGUCCGCAACCACGGCCAAGAGCUGGUGGCCAAGGGCAACAUUUGGGCACGAUGGUUCACAUGCCUGGACAUCAACUACUACCUGCUGAAGACGCUGCUGGCUUUCCUGCUGCUGUGGUUGGUGAGGCAACGGAUCGCCUGGUUCGAGAAUCUCAAGUUGAAGGUUUGGCAAGUUAAGCGAGAUGUGGAGAUGGUGUCUUUCCUGGUCGGAGCCUUCCUGACGGGCGAUGAGGAGGUGACCAUGCGCGCCAAGCACGACGUGCACCGGUGGCUCACGGCAGCACACUUCUGCAGCUACAAGAGUCUGAGCAGUGGCUUCAAGCAGUACGGCAUCAGCCACCUGGUCGAAGUGAACAUUCUUAGCGAGGCGGAGGGCAAGUGCAUCGAGAACUCCCUAGAGCGCAUGCGGCAUACCGGCGUGAUCCUCGCAGAUACGGCGGUCGACACUGGAUUCGUGCGCCGCAGCACCGUAGUGAAGCCUCAAGAUCUGAACUAUCGAAGAGCUGCAGACAUGGAGAGGAACACAAGCAGGAACUUUGUUCGCGAUGGCGACGAUUCCCGGCCCCGGCCAGAGGAGAUGGAGCUGGAGAGCAGCCAAACGGCCCAGGACCACCUCCUCUGGUGGGUGCAGCUGCGGAUCCUCGCAGCUGUAAAGGAGAAGCUCAUGGACAAGGACAAACUGAAGAAGAUCUUGGGCGCCCUUUGGAACGCCCGCGAUGCCAUGGCCGACCUGCAGAACGAAACCAACCGCAAGUUCAUCUUCGUGUGGGUGACGGUCAUGCAGCUGAUGGUGGAUUUCUUUAUCGUGCUGCUCCCAUUCCACGCGAUUUGCGCGAACUUCUAUCCCCACAUUUGGCUUCUUCCCGCCGCCAUGCUGGAAUGCUUCACGGUGACCGUCAUCUACGACGCCAUCCACCAGAUUACCGUCAUCCUCUUUGAGCCUUUCGGCUUGCUGCACGUAGACUCCUUGAACCUGGACCCUGUCCUAGUCCUGGCGGAGCGGUGCACCUUCGCCAACUUGGGGCGCACGGAAAAGGACGACAUCCCUGAGCCGCUGCUACAGAUCUGGCUGAAGUCAAAAGCCGUGAAGGAUAAGGACAAAGACGAUGAUGAUAAGAAGGAGAAGAAAGAGAAAAAAGACAAAGAUGAGAAAGGCGAAAAGGGAGACAAGGCGGAGAAGGAAAAGGACAAAGACGAUGAUGAUAAGAAGGAGAAGAAAGAGAAAAAAGACAAAGAUGAGAAAGGCGAAAAGGGAGACAAGGCGGACAAAGGCGAAAAUUCCGAGGAGAGCGAGAAGCCAAAGAAGAGUGAGGCUGGAAGCGGGAAAGAUGACAUCGCCAAGGAUGGCGAAGGUGAGAAUGGCCAGGUGGACGAGAAGGUUGCAAAAUCAGGUACCAAAGAGCAGGAGGAGCGAGCAGACUAA